AUGAUGUAUUUACAUAAUGGCCCCGUCGCCGCCCGCAGCGACCCCGUCGCCGCCCGCAUCGGCCCCGUUGCCGCCCGCAGCGGCCCCGUCGCCGCGCGCAGCGGCCCCGUCGCCGCCCGCAUCGGCCCCGUUGCCCCCCGCAGCGGCCCCGUCGCCGCGCGCAGCGGCCCUGUCGCCGCCCGCAACGACCCCGUCGCCGCCCGCAUUGGCCCCGUUGCCGCCCACAGCGGCCCCGUCGCCGCGCGCAGCGGCCCCGUCGCCGCCCGCAGCGACCCCGUCGCCGCCCGCAUCGGACCUGUCGCCGCGCGCGCGGCCUUGUCGCCGCCCGCAACAACCCCGUCCCCGCCCGCAUCGGCUCCGUCGUCGCCGCCAGCGGCCCCGUUGCCGCCACUUGCGGCCCCGGCCCCGCCCCGGCCAUGCAUCGUCGCGACCUGA
Molecule: messenger RNA, 435 nt
Organism: Closterium sp. NIES-65
Lineage: Eukaryota; Viridiplantae; Streptophyta; Zygnematophyceae; Desmidiales; Closteriaceae
Source: the annotation of a GenBank genome assembly